GCGGGGAGUUGAAAGCGGCGAUGUCGCAGCACGGGGAAAGGAGUGCGGGUCCGCGACGCUGCUCUGGCUCAAGAAUUACCGAUAUUAAUCGGAUAAACGUCCUACCCGACCAGAUCUGGUAAUUGUGCAGCGUAACGUUUGCUCCAACAGUGACUACAAGUCUGAAAGCGUAACUCGGGGCCCGUGGAUUCCAUACCAUACUAUUGAAAUCAUGGCGCGCACCUCUGCUGUCAUGGGUGCUGCCACGAUUGCCGCACUCUGGUGUGCGUCGCUGGUGCCAGCACUGGAGACACAGGUGACGAGCUCGCUCGAGGAGCCCUGCGGCGUGCUGCUGGCGUCCGUGGGCCUGGCGCCGAACUGCACGUCGGGCUGGCAGGCUGGCGUCCACCCAGACGGCUUGGACGCCAUCAAGGCGGUAGCAACAGCGGCAGCACAGGCAGCAGCGGGAGGACGCGGCCGCCUGGAGCCGCAUUCAAUUACCCCGCUGACAGGAGGACGUGCACGACCUAACGCCUGGGAGUUGCAGGCAGCCGACCCGGCGCUCCCGUGGCUGCACCUCGUGCUGGUGCGGGCGGCCCUGCCGGAGCUGCGCUCCCUGUGGGUCGAGCUGCUCUGCUUCCUGACCAGCCUGGUGGCGAUCCGCACCUUUCUGGGCGGCAAGCGCCCGCCGAGCGCCAAGGAUGCUAAGCUCCAGAAGCAGUUGCCCGCCGCUCAGCUGCGGUCGACGCCUCCCCGCGCCACCUCGCUGGCGUCGCUGGCCGCCAAGGGCAGGCCAGCGGCGGCGGUGCUCGAGGCCUGGCGCAGGGAGAAGCUCGGGGGCGAGGUGCCGCUUCCCGGCCUCCGCGCGGCGGUGCAGGCGCUCGCCACCGCGGAGCCCGAGGGCCUUGUGGAGGAGGUGCUCUCGUACCUGGAGCGGCCCGGGCUCUCCUACCUCGCGAGGCCCCAGUGGGCUCACGGCAUAUUUCUUUCAGAAUCAAUGGAGCAGUUGAUCCAGCAACUGCAGGAUCAGGUGGCAACGUUGCAACAGCGCCAGCAGCCGAUGGAAGAGAUGGUCCAACAGUUGCAGCGACAGCGACAAGAGAUUGACAGACUUCAGGCUGCAGAACGGGAGGCGCUGCAGCAACAGCAGCAACAAGAUGUACGUAUGGAUGAGCUGAGAGCUGUAGCCAGAGGCAGCAUGAAGACGGUCAUCGACACGAAGAGCCUCGGCAAGCCGAAGGACUUCGACAACAAAGAAGAACACUGGCAGGAGUUUGCGUUCAAGUACGAGAACUGGAUCAGCGGCAUCGAGCCGCAGGAUGAGAUCAGGCACCUCGGGAGGCAGGUGUACGUGUCCCUCGCUCAGAUGCUCACAGGUGAAUCGCUGGAUGUCUUGAGGAAUGGCCGUGAAGAUAAUGGUCUUGAUGCGUGGCGUCGGCUAUGGAGGCGAUGGGAUCCGAAGACGGUCGGACGCAACAGGGCUGCCUACCUCAAGAUAGCUCAGCCAGGCACGGCGAAGACGGUGGAGCAGGCGUCCAAGAUGCUGGAGCAAUGGGAAGCGCAGAUCCGCGACUACGAGUCCAAGAGGAAGAAGGUGGUUAAUGAAGAGCUCAAGUGUGCAGUGUUGACGGAGAUGAUGCCCAAGGAGGUGCGACUUCACCUCCAGCUCAAUGCGAGGACGCUCACGGACUACACCACAAUCAGGCAGGAGGUGCUGUCCUUCCUCGAGGCCAGGAAGAGCCACACCAGUGACGGUUCGGUACCGAUGGAUGUUGAUGCCCUGCAGCGGAAGGGCAAAGACAAGAGCGGCAAGGGUAAGGACAGCAAAGGCAAGGGCAAGGACACGGACAACUCCCACUCCAAGAAGAACGUGACGUGCUGGAACUGCGGCAAGACAGGACACACGAGCAGUGAGUGCUGGACGAAGCCGCAGACAGAUCAUGACAAGAACAAGGCCCGUGGCAAGGGCAAGGACAACAAAGGCAAGGGCAAGGACUCCAAGGGCGACAAGGGCAAAGAUGGCGGAAAGGGGAACUCCCAGAACCACUUCCGGGGUUACUGCGACAAGUGCGGGAAGUGGGGUCAUCGCGGACAAGAUUGCCGGGGUUCCAAGACGACGAACUCGCUGGAGACGAGCAACCAGCCGGAGCCUGAGAUCGGCGGCUUCGACAUCUGCGCGCUCGACGGUUACGGCAAGGACGAGACGGACAAGGACAUGCAGCCCUACAAGGAGGUGAACAGCUACAUGGUCGAGGCGACGGUGGACUCAGGUGCGGCGGUCAGCGUGAUGCCGGUGAGCACGUGCCAGGAGUGCAAGGUGAGGCCGAGCGAGGCAUCACGCAGAGGGGUCCGCUAUCGGGCAGCUGGGGGACAGAUGAUCUCGGACCUCGGCACGCGCGUGGUGAACAUCCACGCGGGAGGUCGCAACGGCGGCAAGGCUCGAGUGACGUGCUCGGUGGCCGAGGUGAAGAAGGUGCUCCUGAGCGUGGCCAAGAUGGUGGACCAGGGCAACAGGGUGACGUUCGGCCCGAACGAGGGCGACAGCUACAUCGAGAACAUUGCCACCGGGGUCGCUAUCCCCAUCAGGCGUAAGAACGACGUGUAUGUGAUGGACAUGGAGAUCCAGCCGCCGAAGCAGCACGAGAAGUCGAUGAUGCUCGCAGCGGUGGACUCGGCCCAGUCGCUGGGGGGCAGGAGGCAGGCAGCGGCGCCGGGCGAGCCCGGGCCAGGAGCUGAAGACGGCCGCGUCAUCGAGAUGGAGGCUGACGAGGAGGCAGCGGUGCCCGCACGGGUCGUCAAGGACCUGGAGGCGCCGACCAAGGAGGAGAUCGAGCAGCACAACAUCGGGCACAUACCGUACAGGAGCUGGUGCAGGCACUGCGUGAUGGGCCGAGGCAGGAGUGCGGCUCACCGCAUGCUCGAGGCGGAGAAGUCACACGUGAUCCCCACGGUCGGUCACGACUAUGGCUUCCUCGGGCGAGAUGAUAAUCCUGUGAUGCCGAUGUUGGUGGGCAAGAGCUUUCGAACGUUGUGGCUUGGGGCCGCGAUCGUCCCAUGCAAGGGCGACGCGAGCGAGUGCAGUGUUGGGGUCAUGAGUGGCCAGAUCACGCAGAUGGGACAUUCCAACUUCAUCCACAAGACGGAUCAGGAGUCAGCGUUGAAGGCGCUGAAGGAGUCAGCGCACCAGGCGCUGGGAACUGCGUACAGCGUGGUCUCGGAGGAGGCCCCGCGCGGCAGCAAAGAGUCGAACGGUGCGAUGGAGAACGGUGCGAUGCAGAUCGAGGGCCUGGUGCGGACCCACAGGGGCGCACUGGAGAUCUUGCAGGGCAUCAAGGUCGAGCACGAGUCCGCGCUCGUGCCCUGGCUGGUGCUGUGGGCGGCGUACGUCUACAACCGGUUCUCCAGGGACGUCAACGGGAAGACACCAUAUGAGAAGACGAAGGGCAAGCCGUUUCGACGUGAGCUACUGCCUUUCGGUGAGCGCAUCCACUGGCUCCCAGCGGACAAGAGCAAGAAGCGUGGCGAUGCGCAGGGCAUGAACAAGUUAGAGAACAAGUGGCGGACGGGGCACUUCCUGGGCGUCCAGGAGGGCAGCGACGAGGCGUUCGUCAGUGAUGAGAAUGGCGGCGUCUACCGAGCCAGGAGCAUGAAGAGGCUCCCGGAGGUGAUGCGCAAGUCGCCGGAGACGAUCCUCAAGGUCAAGGGCGUGCCCUGGAAUCGGACGCCAGAGGAUGUGCCGGCGCCUCAAGUGCGAGUGGAAGUCGGACGACCAGAUCCACCACCAGACGUGCCGCCGGUGAUCGAGACGCCACCGGAGCCAGCAGUGGUUCGGCGGAGAACGUACGUCACCAAGGCCAUGAUUGAGAAGUACGGUUUCACGCCAGGAUGUCGAGGGUGUGAGGCUUUACUCAUCCACGGCACGACGCACGUGAGUGGAGGUGGAGUUGCGCACUCGGACUUUUGCCGAGCGCGUAUCGAGGCGGCAGGGCAGCGAGCGCCUGCUGCUCCUGCAGCAGCGCCCAGCCCGCCGGCAGUUGCGGAGGGGCCAGCGGGAGGUGCCGCCCAGGCCCCGGAGGCAGCCGAGAGAUCACCUAUGGAGGUGGAGGCGCAGCUGGCACCGCAGGGCAGCAGCGCAGGACCCGCGCAAGGAUCCCAGAUGGAGGAUGUGCGGGGGAGUCAGAAGCGCAGGGCUAGCGAGGAGUUGCAGCAGGAUGAGGUCAGGCAGUACGAGGUGGUCGAGGAGACCAGCGUGCCGACGGCCAGGAUGGACUACCUGGAGGGUGGCAGGAUGCUGAGCGCGCUGGGCUACGACGUCCACGUGAGCGAGGUGUGCAACCCGGAGAGGUUCAAGGAGGAGGCCGAGGCGAUGGGUCUUGCCUUCGGCCAUGCCUUCGACCUGCAGCUCCAGAGGAUGUUCAGCUCGCUGAUGACCUUCAACCGGAAGCACUACAGCAGCGAGGACUGGGAGGCGAUGAAGCAGGCCUAUGCCGCAGAUCUGGGUGCUACGCUGGUGGCCGCUAUCGGCACAGACUCCAGCGCGGCGCUGGGCAUGAUGAAGAGGUCAGGGCUAGGUCGAGUCAGACAUAUCGCGGUGCCACUACUGUGGAUCCAAGAUGCCGUCCGUGAGUCUCGCAUCAGAGUCUUCAAGGAGAAGGGCCUGGAGAACGUCGCGGACGCCGGCACGAAGUACCUGAGCGGGCCGAAGCUGGAGGCGAUCAUGGAGCGCCUCGGCUACGUGUACCAGGAGUUGUUGGAGACGAAACGCGAGCUGGGCCGACUGAUGGAGACGGUCGAGAACCAGAACCAGACGAUCACAGGGCUCCAGACGGAGCGAGCCGACGCAGAGGCAGCGAAUCGGCAGCAGUCGACGAAGGCGUUCGCCAACGCGAUCAUAGGAGACAAGGGCAAGCCGCCGACCUUCGACAACAUGAAGAAGCCAGACUUUCACGACUGGGCAUUCAAGUUCAAGGCGUACAUCGGCAAUCAGAGUCGGAAGUGCUUGGAGGGAAUGACCCAGGUUGAGUACAGCCAGAACCAGCUGAACUACGCCAACUACGACGACGAGUGGAGACAGAUGGCGCAGUCGUUGUUCUACCAGCUCACAAUGUAUACGGAGGGCACCCCGCUCGGCAUCAUCCGCAAGGUCAGCAACCAAGACGGAUUCGAGGCGUACCGCAGGCUGAGCUCCCAGUAUGACCCUCAGAACAUGGGCAGCAUCCUGUCGAGACUGAUGAGGGUGCUGGAGUUCGACUUCGGCGGAGAGGCGGAGUUCCUUGAGGCCAUGGCGAAGUUCGAGAUCUCGAUCGAGGAGUACGAGAAGCUGGCGAGCGAGGCACUCAGCGACAACAUCCGCUCGGCGGUCUUGAUCGCGCGAGCCCCUGAUGCCUUGAGGAACCACGUGCUGCUGGGAACACCCAAGGAGGAGAUCCAGUGGGCGAGGAUCAAGAAGGUGGCCGCCGACUUCCUGCUCACGAAGCAGUCCAUGCCUGGUGGCCCUGCGCCGAUGGACAUCGGCGCCAUCAACAGCAAGGGCGGAAGAGGACACGGCAGGGCCAAAGGCAAAGGCAAGGGCAAAGGCAACGACACCAGAGGUAAGGGCAAGGACAGGAGCAGCGGCGGUGGCCUCGCCGGCGGAGAGAAGAAGUUCCAGGGACACUGCGGACGAUGCGGCAAGUGGGGGCACGAACAGAAGGACUGCUACGCCAAGAUCCACAACGUGAGCACCUGGGACGGCAGCGCCUGGGACGGCAACACCUGGGACGAGAAGUGGGGGAGCUGGGACGCCACCAACGAGAAGGAGAAGGGUGCGGCUUCCUCCCACGAGGACGCCAGCGCCUCCAUCAGUGCCAACGCCCUCCAGUGCUCCGAGUUCGAGGGCGCUGCGUGGAUCUUCGCCGUCGGCGCGCUUGAGGGCCCGAGCGGGACAAGAGUUGGCCAGGCGGUUGUUAUCAUGGUGGACACUGGCGCCAACAAGUCGGUGUGCGGGCCCAGCGACUUCCCCGACUACCCCACCAUGCAGGACAAGAGGCUGGAGAUCAAGGUCGCCAACGGGACCUCCUUGAAGCACUUCGGCGACAAGCAGGUGAACUUGAAGACACAGAACGACGACGAGAUCAGUGUGAUAUUCCACGUCGCGGAGGUGACGCAACCGAUCCUGAGCGUCAACAGCAUCAACAAGGCAGGAGCUGGGGUGGAGUUCCCACCGUCAGACUCGACGGGCCCACCCUCGAUCACGCGGGAUUCGAGGAGCGGGCGAUCGCGGCUUGGGCUGAAGAGGAGGCUCGGCCUGUUCUUCCUGCGCGCGACGGUGUUGAGCUACGUCGGCACCAAGAUCGGCGCGGACGGCCUGGUCGUCAACAACACGGCGACGGGCGUCCCCGAGGAGUACAUCGCUGCGCAGGUGGACCAGCCGGUGGAGCAAGAGGUCAGGCCCGAGGCUACGGUGAUGACGGCGCCAAGGCAGCCGACACGAGCCGAGAGGGAGGCUCACGAGGCCCUCCACUGUCCAUACGCAGCGUGGUGCGCGGACUGUGUAGGGGGGCGAGGCCUGGACGACAGGCAUGAGAGGAUCAAAGAGGCAGAGGGUGUGCCUGUGAUCCAGAUCGACUACAUGUUCGGCAAGACGCAUCGUGACGAGAGAGUGCGCCCAGUCAUGAAUGCUAUCGACAACGUAUACCACUCUACGGCCUCGGCAUGGUGCGAGGCGAAGGGUGGGGGAUACCUGUUUCUCCUGAAGUGUCUCAAGCGGUACGUGGAGAAGCUCGGGUUUGAGAAGGUUAUCAUCCAGUGCGACCCCGAGAAUGCGGCCAAGGACGUGGCGGCCAAGGUCGCGAGGGACAUCGGCAACAACGCGACCUUCAGGUACACGCCGACGACGAGCAAGGGGGGGCAACGGCAUGGUGGAGAGGCCCCGCUCGUUCACGAGGGUAUGGCGAGGACCUGGAGGAGAGCCAUCGGGGCGAAGUACGGCAUCGUGAUCGAGUUGAGGCAUCCCCUGAUGGCCUGGAUCGUGCGCCACGCGUCGUGGACCCACGAUCGCUUCCUCGUCCACCGCUCCGACUACAAGACGUCCUACGAGCGUCAGCACGAGAGGCACUAUGCCAAGAAGGUCCCACCACUCGGCGAGACGGUUAUGUGGAGGCAGCCUGGGCCCAUCGCCGCCAAGUUCGAGUCCGCGUGGGGCUACGGCAUCUAUCUCGGGCGGUCGUCGGAGGACGACUCCCGCAUCUGCGGCGCCAGGCACGGCAUCGUUGUGGCGAGGUCCAUACGGAGGCUCGUGGAGAGCGAGCGCUACGACAAGCAGCUGCUCCUGGCCACGAAGGGCAUCCCGAGCGACACGAAGGCGCCGAAUGCAUCUACGCCAGUAGCAGACAGACCAGCCCUCGACCUCAACCUCCCGCAGCCCGCCAGGCUUCCGCGACCUGCGGACGCCGCGCCCGAGGAGGGGCAGGCGGGCCCCCAGCGGGCCGCGGCGGAGAGCGCAGCUGCACCUGAGGUGAAGCGUGCAGCAGUCGAGGAGCCUGAGAGCUCGGCUGACAAGCGGGCCAGCGAUGAGGCGCCUGCGGAAGGCGAGGCGCACAAGGAGAGCUCGACCCCAACUUUCGAGCUGCUGAGCGAGGUGCACUACGACGACGACGACGGUGAGCGUCUCGACCCCGACGCCGUCCGCGAGGUGAUCAAGAGGGAGGCGAACUUCAUGGAGUCCCUCGGCGUCGGUGAGGUCGCGGCGCGCCCCCGCGACAAGAAGGUGUGGGGCACGAGGUGCUGCCGCCGCAAGAAGGGUGAGGGGGUUCGCAGCAGGUUCGUCGUGAAGCAGUUCAGGGACGCCCAGGCGGGGGAUUUCUUCGCCUGCACCCCGCACACGGAGGCUGUGCGCGUGCUGAUGGCGGCGGCGCUGAUGCUCAAGCACGUCGUCGUGACGACGGACUUCAGCGUGGCGUUCAUGCGCACGCCCGUGAAGGACGGCACCGAGAUCUACGUGGAGAUGCCGCCCGAGUACGGCAUGGGGCGUGGAUACGUGUGGAGACUGAAGAGGUCUCUGUAUGGGCUCAGAGAGGCAGCGCUCCGAUUCCAAGAGUUCCUGGAGAGCAUCGUGGUCGGGAUUGGAUUCAAGGUCUGCAAGGCGGAGCCCACCAUCUACCAUCACACCGAGAAGGGCAUCAGGGUCGUGGUCCACACGGACGAUCCUCUUGCUUCAGGUCCCACGCGGGGAGUGCUCGACGAGUUCUUCGACGAGUUGGCCAAGCACCUCGCGAUCAAGGGACGGUGCGUCCUGGGCGAGACCCCCGUGAUCUACCUCGGCUCGUCGCUGCAGAGGUUCGGGGACGUGAUCGUGGAGAAGAGCAAGCCCGGGUACGUCGAGAGCAUCCUCGACGCGGCGGGGAUGCUGGGCUGCAGGCCUGUGGGCACGGCUGGGGUCAGGCCAGACCUCGCUCCGCCCGGAGCCGAGCAGCCGCUCAACAGCGAGGAGCACUCGCUGUACAGGAGGUGCUGCGGGAAGAUCCAGUGCGCGAUUCCGCGGAGGCUGGACGUGAUGUACCCGCUGAAGGAGCUCGGUCGUCGGCUGAGCGAGCCGCGAGCGGCCGACAUGAAGUCCCUGAAGCACUUCCUCCGCUACCUCAGCGGGGCGGUCGACCUGGCCAUGGUCCACCGCUCCACGAAGGACUACAAGCGCAUCCGGGGUAGCACCGACUCGGACUGGGCGGGAUGCCACGAGACCCGCAAGUCGACAGCAUGCGGGAUCGUGCGGUGGUGCGGGGUGGUCGUCAGCGCCUACGCCCGCACGGAGUCCGUGCUCGCCCAGUCGAGCCCUGAGGCCGAGUACCUGGCGGCCGUGGAGCUGGCGGCGGAGAUGCUGUACGUGAGGGAGCUCGUCAAGUUCAUGGGCUUCAACACGUCGCUGGAUUUCGAGUGCGACGCGUCCUCCGCCAUCGCGAUCGCCUCACGGCGUGGACUCGGCAGGUUGCGACAUCUGGAGGUGAAGUGGCUAUGGCUCCAGCAGCUGGUCGGUACGGGCCAGAUCAAGAUCGUGAAGGUGAAGGGCACGGAGAACCUCCCCGACGUUGGGACGAAGUUCCUGGGGAAGGGUGCGCUCGAGAAGUGCCGCACCAUGCUCGGUCUGGUCCCGAUCGACUCCCUCGGGAAUGGCAUCGUGGCUGCCCUGAGUGCGUCCCGAGGAGCACGGUACCUGGCGACGUUCAUGGUCCUCGUGAACGGCGUGAGGGCCCAGCCAGGCACGCCCGACGGCGGACCCGACCCACACCUGGCGAUCGUGGUGGCCUGGUCGGUCUUCUGCAUGCUCGUGGGCGUGAUGCCGUGCUGGUGCGGCUGGUGCCUGUGCCUAUACCUCCCGAGGUCAGCUGCAGGACGGACGGGCAAGGGCUGCUCCAAGGGUCAGCCCAGUGAGAGUUCGGAGAGGGGCCGAUCGGAGCCAGAACCCGAUCCGCCUCCAGCACCCGACGCCCCCAGCGAUCAUUGCCGGGGGCCGUCGGAGCCGCGUGGCAGGGGCGUGCUGCUGUUCCAUCUGGACACGGUCGGGACCUCGAUCCACUCGAGUCCAAACUGCCAGGCUCUGCGCGAUCGGCAUCACCCGCUGGUGACGAGGAGCGGGUGCCUGAUCUGCGCUCGGGUGCUGGGCCAGGGGGUGCGCAUGCUGCACCACACGGACAGUGCCGAGAGUGCGGUCCACGCCGACGCUGCCUGCCGCGGGUUGAGGUCGCGGAGGCGCCGUCUCGUGAGCCGCGGGCUGCCGCCGGACGGGUAUCUGCCGGGUGCCGGCUGGGUACCCAUCCAGCGCCGGAUGGGUAUGGGUAUGCCGCCGGAUGGGUAUCUGAGCGCCCCCCCCCCUCAGGGCUGCCGCCGGAUUGGUAUCUGCCGGGUGCUGGCUGGGUACCCCUACCCAUCCAGCGCCGGAUGGGCAUCCCGCCGGCUUGGUUCUCCUCCACCGCCCCCCCUCUACCAGGCCAUCGCCCGGCGUGCACUCUGGCUGGGCGGGAUCGAGGCCGCUGCCGAUGCCAGGCUGUCGGGCAUCGUGUCGAACCCCGCGGCGCUGGGAGGUCGGCUGCUGCUCCAGUGGAGAGACGCGGUCGCCAGCGUCGCAGAGGAGACCUUCGUGGAUUGGUACAUCCCCGGGCCGCGCACAUGCUUGUGGUGCUGCAGAUGCAUCGACAGGCGACAGGGCGGCCCCCUCGAUCACUUUCGGUUCACCCUGGGCCUGUCGUCGGACGACUACGGGGUGAAUGAUUACGAGGCCAGCAUGCGAGCCAUCUACACGAUGGCGUGCUGGGACGGGCUCGACUUACCGAACAUAGCAGGGGCUGAGCAGAUCCCCCGGAAAUGCCAGAUGUAUGAGCACGUCUACGUCGUGGACCGAGACCCGCACCACGCUGGCGCCAGCGCCGGAGACGGCGGAGGUCAUGCCGACUCGAUGGCGGGCGAGGUUUUCCGCGCUACAGCGACCUGUGCGUUGGCCAACCUCAUCGUCCUGGCGGGGCUGACUAGCUCAGGGGCCCUGGAGGAGCUCCGAGUUCUCAGCGACUACGCUGGCGAGAGUGCCACCGUCGCUCCGCUCGACUUUGAUAAUAUCAACGGCCUCUCACUCCCGGACGCGGGCUUCAAGCCUGUGCCGCUUGGCGCGCUGGGCGGAGAUGCUGGCCGUGAGAUAGUCGAGCGGCUUCAUGAUAUGAUGUUGUCCCAGUCCGAGGGUCGUGCUCGGAUCCAGUCCGAAGGCCCCCGGAAGCUAUGCGCCGACCCGGCGCUGCGGAACCCGAAGCUGUGCAUCCAGCUCUUGCGGGCCCAUCGGGUCCCCGACGUGAUGGCCUUCGCGUCUGGCGCGAGCUUUGCGGGGCUCCACGUGGAUGGCGGCGAGCCCAUCGCGGUCGCGGAGGUUGACUUGGCCGACGCUUUUUACACGACGCUGCUGCUGCCGGAGUGCCUCGUCGUCUUCUGUUUGCGGGGCGCCUGUGCGGCGUUCGACGGCAGACUCACGAUGGUGGACUCGUCGCGGUUCGAGGGGGCGAAGUCCCUGUUCGAGGUGGAGGAGGAGUGCGAGGGCAUGAAGGAAGAUGAAGGGCUCAGCUACCCGAAGGAGGUGGGGACCACGGGCGGCAAGGAGGAGGAGGCGCGCUGGGACCCCGAGUGGGCGGGCCGCUUCCUCGGCGAGGGCGAGUUCCGCAGCGGCGCAGCCGGCAGCCGCAGAGCCGCUGAAGCACAGCGCCCGAGCGUCGCGCCGGCGGGCGAGGCGCACGCAGGGGUCGGACAGAAGGCGGUGGGGGACAAGACUGCGCUGGACUACCAGAUUCGGUGCCAUGCCUUCCUGCGCUGGGCGGCGGCGGCGAGGCCCCCCGUGGCGGCGAUCCCGGACCUCGAGGAGGCCCUCCUGGAGUAUUUCAACCAGCUGUGCUUCGACGGGCACGACUCGCUGGACGGGGCGAAGCUGGCAUCGGCGUUGGCUCACUUCAGGCUGGGCCCGAUGCCGAAGUUGGGCAGCCUGCCCAGGGUGCAAAGGGCGCUGAAGGGCUGGAAGGCUCUGGCGCCCCCUCGGGCGCGCCUUCCCUUGCCGUGGCCAGUGGUGGUGCUGGUGGCGGACUGGGUGGUGUCGAGCGGGCUCGUCGCGGCGGCGCAGGCCAUCGUGCUGACCUUCAUCCUGUACUUGAGGCCGUCGGAGACACUGUCGCUGCGAGUCGGCUCGAUCGUGCGGCCAGUGAAGAGCGGGCCGCGCCACCUGAUCAAGUACUCGGUCCUGCGGUCGGAGACGAAGAACUACGGUGUAAGCCUCUUGCUGGACAACCCAGAGUUCGGAUGGAUUGAUCGAGUCCUGAACCGCCUCGUGGAGGGCCGCCCAGCCGACUCCCCUGUGUUCGCCCUGGACAUGAGGUCUUGGUUCGGGGACAUCGAGAAGCGCGGCCGCUGGGGGGCCGACAGGGGCCUCAAGAGAUACGCCGAAGGAGGACGAUGUUGGCGGUGCCCGGUGCAGAACCUGAGCCGCUGGACCUCCGCGGCUGACGCCAAGGUGUACCUGGAGAUCUUCAGUGGCUCUGGAAAUUGGUCCAGGGCCCUGCGGUGUGGCCAGGCUUCGCGACUGGCCCCGCGCGUCUUAGAGCUGAACGUGGGCCGCGAGCCCGCCCUCGGCGACCUCAGCCGCCGACGCGGGCAGCGCGCGGUGCGGGGCUGGCUCCGCGGGGGCCUGCUACAGGGAGCGCUGGAGGGCAAGACGCCGCACGGCGCACUGGACGAAGAUUGCCGUGUAAUGCCCGCCCAGUCUCUGCAGCGCCUUUGCCAAUGCGUGCCGUGA
Prorocentrum cordatum is the source of this 12271-nucleotide messenger RNA. The record is from the annotation of a GenBank genome assembly. Lineage: Eukaryota; Dinophyceae; Prorocentrales; Prorocentraceae.